ACUAUUUAGCUUUUACUAGGAGAACAACGUCAAAGCUCGCUAACAACACCUACCACCUUCUUCUUCAAUGACCAUGGAAAACCCACCUUCAACAAGGAGCUCUGAUUCUCUCUCUGCUACUCUCUGCAACUCAAUCCAAGCUCUGGGUCGUGGUUUUGAUGUCACAUCAGAUAUUCGGCUUCUCUACUGCAAGGGUGCUCCUGGGUCAAGGCUUGUUCGUCUUGAUGAGGAACAUACCAGGGAUCUUGCUAUCUCUCAUGGUGUUGUUGUUCCCAAUGUUUCUGGGGAUAUUGUUUGCUCCCUUGGGAAGAGUGCUUUGGAGAAAACCCCUGUGUGUAGUUUCCAUGAGAUGGCAAAACAUUUCAAUGAGAGGUCAGGCAUAACAGGACAAAUACCACUUGGGAGCUUCAAUUCCAUGUUCAAUUUUACUGGCUCAUGGGUCGUUGAUGCAGCAGCUACUAAAUCCCUGGCCAUGGUUGGAACUUUCAUUCCACUGGUCGAAGUUAAAUUAGCGAAACUAAAUUUGGUGUUGAAUGAUGAAGUCAAGCGUGCUGUUCCUUACUCUUGGGAUCCAGCAUCCUUGGCAAGUUUUAUUGAGAAUUAUGGUACCCAUAUUGUUACAUCUGCAACAGUUGGUGGAAGAGACGUGGUGUAUAUCAGGCAGCACCAGUCAUCAUCUUUAUCUGCCUCAAACAUUGAGAAUUAUGUGAAGGAGAUUGGAGAUGAUAGGUUUUUUGAUGGAAAAAACAAAUCAGGUCCUGGUCCUGUAAAGUACAAGGAGAAGGAUGUUACAGUCAUCUUUAGAAGGAGAGGAGGAGAUGAUCUUGAGCAAAGUCAUACUAAAUGGGUGGAAACUGUAAAAUUGGCACCAGAUAUCAUUAACAUGAAGUUUACUCCUAUUGCAUCUCUUCUUGAAGGAGUGCCUGGCGUAAAGCAUUUGGCUCGUGCCAUUGAACUGUAUCUGGAGUACAAACCUCCUAUUGAAGACCUACAGUAUUUCUUGGAUUUCCAAAUAACUCGAGUUUGGGCGCCAGAGCAGAACAAUCUACAAAGAAAGGAGCCUGUCUGUCCAUCCCUUCAGUUCAGCUUGAUGGGACCUAAGCUUUUUGUCAGUCCAGAUCAGGUAACGGUUGGACGCAAGCCCGUGACUGGGCUAAGGCUUAGCCUAGAAGGCAGCAAACAGAAUCGACUUGCGAUUCAUUUGCAGCAUUUGGUCUCCCUCCCCAAAAUCUUCCAACCUCACUGGGAGACACACAUGGCCAUUGGUGCUCCCAAGUGGCAAGGUCCUGAGGAGCAAGACAGCCGUUGGUUCGAGCCAAUCAAGUGGAAGAACUUCUCCCAUGUAAGCACUGCACCAAUCGAGAUCACUGAAACCAGCAUUGGGGACCUCUCUGGUGUUAACAUUGUCACUGGUGCCCAGCUUGGUGUUUGGGACUUUGGUGCCAAAAAUGUGUUACACCUCAAGCUCCUUUUCUCUAAGGUACCAGGGUGUACUAUAAGGCGAUCAGUGUGGGAUCAUAACCCCUCCACUCCUGCUACUGCUGCUCAGAGAUCAGAUGGUGCUUCAUCAUCACUGACAAAGAAAACCUCUGAUGAUAAAAAGGAAGAUAGUUCAAUUCACAUUGGAAAACUGGCAAAAAUUGUGGAUAUGACAGAAAUGUUCAGAGGGCCCCAAGAUAUUCCUGGUCAUUGGUUAGUUACAGGGGCUAAGCUUGGAGUCGAAAAAGGGAAAAUUGUACUCAGGAUUAAGUACUCUUUGCUUAACUAUUGAUUGAUAUUCUUCUUUCGCUCUUUAUUUGUUAUUUUUUAUUUUUCCCCCCUUCACAACUAGAAACUAUAGUCAAGCAUUCUUUACACAGGGAAUCUGAGUUCUUUUGUGAUGUAGAUUUUGCUCAUUAGUUAUUUAGUUGAAGGCAUUGCAGUCGUUUAUUAUAUUUCUA
Lotus japonicus is the source of this 1940-nucleotide messenger RNA. Its product is annotated as MACPF domain-containing protein CAD1. Gene Ontology annotation, biological process: regulation of salicylic acid mediated signaling pathway; plant-type hypersensitive response. The coding region runs from base 68 to 1771 and encodes 567 amino acids. The record is from RefSeq and is a predicted model, not a curated record. Lineage: Eukaryota; Viridiplantae; Streptophyta; Magnoliopsida; Fabales; Fabaceae. The transcript is spliced from 6 exons. Gene Ontology annotation, cellular component: plasma membrane.